AUUUUUUCUUCCAGCAUGCAACCUGGUUACGGUUCCACAGGACCGGCAACGCCCUACAUAAAUUCGGCGUCGUCCUUCUACAACGCCUCCUCGUACCCCUACUCGGGACUCAACUCUUCGCGGGCUCUCAACCCCGCCUGCAAAGUGAGCGCCGGCUACAUAGCGUCGUCGUACGCGUCGCCGGCGUCGCCUUUCAACUCGACAGGGCAGGCCAGUCAAUACCCUUCCUACGCUGCGUACGCCGCCCCCGGAGCGUCUUCCUUUACGCAGGGAUUCUCGGCACAGGGGGUGGAAUACAGCUCUUACGGAACAACGUAUACCGAUUCUCAAACUCCACAAUUUCCUUCAAGUUAUUAUGCUCAAAGCUACUCACCAUAUGUCAGUUCGCCCAGUUCUAGUGGUAGUAUAGGAGCUGCUUCAUAUCAGUUGACUACUUCAUCUAUAUUAGACAAUUCCUCCAAUGGCAUCGCCCUAGCUGAAGGAUCAACAUCACCAUUGAAAGCAGACAGUGCGAGACGUUCUAGAGAAUCGUCGGGUAGUUUGGGAUCAGAAUCUCGGGCCACAAGGGGUCGAGGAAGACGGACAAACACUGUUUCACCGACGACCCCUGAAUCGACCACAGACAGGGUGUUCAUCUGGGACCUGGAUGAAACUAUAAUAAUAUUUCACAGUCUUUUAACGGGCAGCUAUGCAACCAAAUAUCAGAAGGAUCCACAGAGCGUUGUCCAGCUCGGAUUCAAGAUGGAGGAGAUGGUUUUCAACUUAGCUGACACUCACUUCUUCUUCAAUGACAUUGAGGAAUGUGAUCAAGUACACAUAGACGAUGUAUCUUCAGAUGACAACGGUCAAGAUUUGUCGAACUAUAACUUCACUACAGACGGUUUCCAGUCUUCGUCGACGGGCAGUGGCAAUUUGUGUUUAGCGUCAGGCGUAAGAGGUGGAGUUGACUGGAUGAGAAAGUUGGCCUUCAGAUAUAGAAAGAUUAAAGAAACAUAUAAUAAUUAUAGGAGCAGUGUUGGGGGGCUUCUGGGAGCCUCGAAAAGGGAGCAAUGGCUGCAAUUACGAGCAGAAAUCGAAUCGGUCACAGACAACUGGUUAACGCUGGCCAACAAGUGUUUGACGUUGAUCAAUUCUAGACCGAAUUGCGUCAACGUUCUAGUGACAACUACUCAGCUCAUACCAGCCCUAGCGAAAAUAUUGCUGUUUGGACUUGGAGGCGUUUUUCCCAUUGACAAUAUUUAUUCUGCAACAAAAAUAGGUAAAGAAAGUUGUUUCGAAAGAAUCGUAACGAGAUUCGGUAGGAAAUGUACUUAUGUAGUGAUAGGAGAUGGUCAAGACGAAGAAGCGGCAGCAAAGUCAUUGAACUUUCCUUUUUGGAGGAUAACAAGCCACAGUGAAAUUGCUGCUCUUUACAAUGCUCUAGACAUGGACUUUUUAUGAUUUGAUUCC
Leptinotarsa decemlineata (Colorado potato beetle) is the source of this 1449-nucleotide messenger RNA. RefSeq names its product eya transcriptional coactivator and phosphatase 2 (gene eya). Lineage: Eukaryota; Metazoa; Arthropoda; Insecta; Coleoptera; Chrysomelidae. Gene Ontology annotation, biological process: multicellular organism development; cell differentiation; negative regulation of extrinsic apoptotic signaling pathway in absence of ligand. Gene Ontology annotation, molecular function: protein tyrosine phosphatase activity. Gene Ontology annotation, cellular component: nucleus. The record is from RefSeq and is a predicted model, not a curated record.